ACAUCCGCACAGAAAAGAAACUUCAAGGCGGGAGACCAGGAAAUAACAAACUGUCGGUCGUGUUGCAUUAUUGGAGGUGUUAGCUAUAGUGUGUGGGUAGAUUUUAUAAAUUUGUUUUUAGGUUUUACCGAAUGUUAAUAUGUGCGAAAAGACGACCAAGGUUACCCAGUGGCUCAAUAAGAUAUUUGGGGACCAGCCAGUACCAUAUUAUGAAGUGAACAGUCGGACUAUAGACGUACUGUACCAGCUGGCACAGAGCAGUGAGGCCAGAUGCAAGGAUGAGACUCUGGUUCUAGAGGAUCUUAAACAGCAAGCUGCUGAAUACAGUGCAGAUGGAAGUUACGUUCAGGAUCUGCUGCUCCAGGCAGUGGGGUUGUCUUCCAGCAGCUUGUCUAAAAGGGCCUUUAGUAAUCUGAGUGUUCUGGAAGGCAGUGCCGUGGCCCUCAACACCAAAGACACCUCCCUGGCAAGUUUUGUAGCUGCCAUGAAUGACCUGACAGCAGAGCUUAUGACAGUGGAAAAGAAAAACCGUCAAAUGGACCAGGACCUCACCAUUCUGAGGAGAAAACUCACUGCUGCUAUCGUACAGAGGAAGGCUUUACAGGAGGACCUGACUAAAACUGAAGAAUCUGAAGAAGUAGAGAAUGCUAGAGCUGAAAACAGACUCCAGAAUCUGGACUUUCUCAGAGCAAAAUCUGAGGACUUGUCAUUUAGAAUAAAAACAGCAGAGGAUCAGUUGUCUGCUACUGGGAUGGAGCCUUCCUUAACUCACCAGGCAAUCGUAGAACUUUCAGAGAAAUUAGCCAAGCUAAAACAAGAGACUGUACCACUGAAAAAGAAGCUGGAGUCCUAUCUUGACUUAACACCUAAUCCAUCUCUUGCUCAAGUAAAAAUUGAAGAAGCUAAAAGAGAACUGGCUGCCAUUGAUGCUGAACUUACAAUGAAAGUGGACAUUGUGAACAUUGCACUACCAGAACAACGUGGAAGGCAUCUAAAAUAAAACUUUUUUUUUUCUAAAAA
Lepisosteus oculatus (spotted gar) is the source of this 1020-nucleotide messenger RNA. RefSeq names its product HAUS augmin-like complex, subunit 1 (gene haus1). Lineage: Eukaryota; Metazoa; Chordata; Actinopteri; Semionotiformes; Lepisosteidae. Gene Ontology annotation, cellular component: HAUS complex; cytosol. The record is from RefSeq and is a predicted model, not a curated record. Gene Ontology annotation, biological process: spindle assembly; centrosome cycle.